Molecule: messenger RNA, 3320 nt
Organism: Botrytis cinerea B05.10
Lineage: Eukaryota; Fungi; Ascomycota; Leotiomycetes; Helotiales; Sclerotiniaceae
Exons: 2
Coding region: 726-2543 (605 amino acids)
Source: RefSeq, a predicted model, not a curated record
GUCGCAGGUCGCCCUCGCCAUAUUGUCAGUCUAUAGUAUUGCGGGCACGCGGGCACUGCCUUUUCCCUAGAAUCACACUGAAGCAAUUUGUGCCCGCAAUCGUGCAAUGAGAUCUUAAUGCAGGUGCGUAGGUAGGAUUAAUCCUGCCUACCCACUGUGUUGUGCACUCCCUAUCUGCCGUCGCAACACAACGGACAUGCCGAUCUCACAAUGGAAUCAACCUUUUGCUUUCAAUUCGAGUACAUCAUCCUAAAACAUUCGACUAUCUUCUGCUCAAGUAUAGCUACAGCUCAACGGAGGACCACCUGCAAAUGUAUAUCUUACAUCGGAUCGGGUGUUUCUCUCCGGCAGAUAUGCGAAUAUGCCAAUGAACCAAACGGAGUGAAGAGAGAGGUGAUUGUUGUCGCAUCGCAGAUACUCGCGGAUCGAGAUUGGAGAGGUCGCGACUAAAUCCGCAACUUGAGAUUUGUUGGCGGACGUCGCUGUCAUCAUUUAGCGUGGGUAUUAUUUGACACCUUCUUCUUUUGAAGAACAAGGAGAGAAGUAACAUAGGCUCCUCCCUUUUCCAUUUCACUCUAUUCCUUGAGAUUCCCGCAAGCUAAAUACCCUCUUCUCUCGAUCUGCGAGUAAUUGGUAAUACAGCAUCAUUUUCCUCAGCCUCCACAUCUGGGAAUACAUUUAUGACAAGCUCGAAUCCUUUACUAUAAACUCUAUAGGCUCAUAAAAUGUCAUCCCUAAGCACAAUCGAUGAGGAUGAACUCCGGCAAGAAAACCUCCUCGAGUCUCUCGAGAAUCAAUACUCUCAAUCACCGGAUACCUCGAGAAGAAAUCAAAUGUUAAGGGAUCGCGCUCUAUUGCUAUCAGCUAAAGUUGUAUCCGCGACUGAAGAACUAGCUUGUCUAGUCGAAUAUAUGGAAAAGAAUGGCUCACUCUAUGAUGUUUUCCCUGAUCAUGAACAACGAGCAGACCUUCAAAUUCAUCGGAAGAAGUUGGUUGCUGGGCGUGGUACGAUGGAAGCUCGAUUGAGAAGUCUCGAAAAUCUCUAUGUAUGCAAUACUGGGGUGGAUUUAUAUGGGAUCUUUGGGGUGAUGGGAUCUAAAUUUUCGAAGAAUACAUAUCCGUUACUCAGGAAAAUUUUGAAGGUUAUGAAGAGUCACUGCGAGAGUCAAUCAAGCGUCAACGCCAAUGUUGAUGAUGACGAUGAAGAAAAGGACUCGGAUUUGCCUACUUCCGAAAGAAAGGCACUUGUGAGGGAAGCAAUCCUUCGAUUACUUUCGGCCUAUGUUGCGCAUAAGGGAUGGGACAAUGAGCAAAGAGGACUGAAUAAGCAUUUGCUAAUGCAAUAUCUUACAAGUGGGCCCAGUAUGCAGACCUUUGUUGAUUGGAUGAUGACGAAACCUUGGGCGCAAGAUGGUGACGUGUUGGGAUAUCGUAAAGGCAACUCGGAUACAGGCAACUCGGAUCAUACUGCCGAUUCGCUGACUUCUAACUUGGGAAAAAAUGUUGCUACGAGAAAGCAAAAAAGGGGCGUACAACCAGAUAUUCCAUUACAGAAUGUUUCUGAAAUUAAGAGGAAGAAGACGAGCGCUGCGAAUGACACAAACGAAGACGAGAGAGAUGGCUCCAAAUCUGUAUCGUCGGAAACAAGCAGAGAGACAAGCCCAGAAGAAGAUGGGAUCGAAAUUGAGCAUGCAAGAAAAAAAGAAAUACAACACGAGGUAAUAGAAUCGCCAUUACUAGAACCCAGCAACGAACAGGAUAUCUUGGGAGGCGCCAAUUCAAGUAGAUAUUCUCCUAAUCCAGGACGAAAUUUACCCAGCCCCGAGUUGAUGGUUUCUAGUCCAAGGUUUGAAGUUAGUCCUGCUCGUCGACGACCAACACCAGUAGAUUGCGGAGACGGCGAUGGCAAUUCUAAUUUCGAUCAUCAACAAUCAAACGCACCAAGUUAUGAAGGGGAUAAUGGGUACAAUUCUUCGAGGGGAUCUCCUGCACCGAUGCGUUCAGCUAGUGAUCAGAUUCCUGAUUUUGACGGACCAGGCCCGCUCAAUGAUGAAGAAGAAUUUGCUUUGUCCCCAGACAAGAAUGCUGGUGAUUAUAAUGAACCGAGUUCUUUAGUUUCUUUUGAGAUGGGUAUGGAUCCCGUGGUUCACUACCAAACUGAGCGCCAGGCCUUCGUCCAAUGGGCGGAGAAGCUUUGGGGUAUCAAACAGGAAUUACUGGAUCAACUCUAUCGUAUAGGAUCUGCAAUUACAAGAAAGAAUGUGGAUCUUUUUGACAUGGAAAGUAAAUUGAUGAAGAGUAAAGAAAAGGGUUCGGCUCUUAUUGAUGGUAUUGGCUUUUCGUCAGAUAGGGAAAGGUGGCUUCAAAAAUCGGAUUGGGAUGGAAUCUUCGAGGAGAUACAUGGCUGUGUUACGCUGAUCGGUGAUAUUAAAGAGGAAGUCGAGGUGAUGCAAGAGGAAAAGAGAAAGAUGAAAAAGAGAUUGGAGGGUUUUGAUAUGAGUAUGACUGCAACGAUGGAGGAAGUGGAGAAAAUCGAGUUUUGAUAAUCUAAGUUUAUAAGUUAGAUUUAUUGAUUGAGUGUAAUCAUAUAGACUGACAGAUAAAUAGAUCUUGAUUUGGCGAAUUGCGAUAAUUGUGAUUCGGCGAUUUAUUUGCUCUCGAUGAUACUUUAGAUCCACUUGGGAUGCCCCUCCCUUGUCACCGAUAAUUCUCUCCUAAUUUUCCUGUCCAUCCAUCUUCUCCUCUCUCCUCUCUCCUCUCUCCAAGAACCUUCUUUUCUUCUCCUCAUUCUUGUCACCACAAUUUCCGUAAUGUCAUCCCCUUUCCUUGUGACCCCCCCUUCUAUCCCUUCAACAAAGCUAAUUCCCACAAUUAACUCUGUCUUAUUUGCAUAACUCCAUUAGCUGCCUUUCCAACCGGCCGCAUUGCGCUCUUGUUGAAUGGUUUCGCGUGAUAAACUUUGCGGUCAUUUCAUUCCCUCCGGAUGUCAAACGGAAGACAAAAGAGCUGGCCAGAUUUGAGAUGAGAUAGCCUGUUAUGGCGGCUUGAUAUGGGUCUGAAUCUAAAAGAAAAGGCGAAGGCGACUCGAUGCUAAUAUUGAAGAUGGAAUCCGAUAGGAGGACAGAGCCUGCUGUAUGGUUCUAAGCAACUAGAUAAGGAGGCGAAAAGUAAUCAUUUUCUUGUGUACGCAUAUUUUAUGGCGUAUCAUACGGACAUUGUUGUUCGGGAUGAUAUUAGAUAAUAAUGAUUAGAUAGACAAUCUAAUCAAUGUAUUUGUCUAACCAGAAUACAGUACAAACAAAUCCUCCUUUCUUUGAUCA